This is a messenger RNA of Cynoglossus semilaevis (tongue sole), 1273 nucleotides long. It is a transcript of the gene dmrt1, whose product is annotated as doublesex and mab-3 related transcription factor 1. Gene Ontology annotation, biological process: regulation of transcription by RNA polymerase II; sex differentiation. The record is from RefSeq and is a predicted model, not a curated record. NCBI's taxonomy places the organism in Eukaryota, Metazoa, Chordata, Actinopteri, Pleuronectiformes, Cynoglossidae. Gene Ontology annotation, cellular component: nucleus. Gene Ontology annotation, molecular function: DNA-binding transcription factor activity, RNA polymerase II-specific; RNA polymerase II cis-regulatory region sequence-specific DNA binding. The coding region runs from base 202 to 975 and encodes 257 amino acids. The transcript has 5 exons.
AAUGAUAUUGUUAUUGAUACUGAUACUAACUUCAAAUAUUGUUACAGUAGCAGUAGCAGUAUCAGUAGCAGGGCGGGCAAAGGGAGAAGGUUGACCUAUAGCUGCAACCCAUGGCACCGCAGCAGACUUUAAGUAGCCUUGUCUUCAGGGACGAGCACGAACUCCGUGGCUGAAGUCCCGAGACUCCCACAGACAAGGACCAUGAACAAGAACAAGCAGCGCCCUGACUACACUGGACCACAGUCCCCAUCCAAAGGCCGAAGACCACCCAGGACGCCCAAGUGCUCCCGCUGCAGGAACCACGGCUUCGUGUCUCCGUUGAAGGGCCACAAACGCUACUGUGACUGGAGGGAGUGUCGCUGUGACAAGUGUAACCUCAUAGCGGAGAGACAGCGAAUCAUGGCGGCGCAGGUUGCCCUGAGGAGGCAGCAGGCCCAGGAGGAAGAACUUGGGAUUUGUACUCCAGUUGCUGUCAAUGGGCCUGAAGUGAUGGUCAAGAGUGAGUCUGGAGCGGACUGCCUGCUCCCUGUGGAAGGGAGAUCCAUGCCCUCUUCCAUCAGCACCUCCACUUAUGUGCAUGCUGGCCAAGGGAGCAGCAGGGCUCAUCAUGAGGGAUCGUCUGACCUUCAGAUGGAAACCCCCUAUUACAACAUCUACCAACCAUCUCGUUACCUGUACAACUAUCAGCAAUACCAGAUGUCUCAUGGUGAUGGCUGCCUGCCGAGCCACAACAUGCCCUCUCAGUACUGCAUGCAUUCUUACUACCCAGCAACCUCCUACCUGACCCAAGGCCGCAGCUCUGCCACCUACGUUCCUUCCAUCUGCAACCUGGAGGACGGCAACUACAGCAGUAACAACAACUACGCCGAGACCACGGCAGCCUCCGCCUCGUCCAGCGUCGGCCUCACCGCCGCUCCUGACUCUGCCCUGAACUACACCGUCACCUCCAUCGUUUACGGUGAAACAAACAAAUAAAGAAACCUCACAUAUAGUCGGAUUAAAAAAUAUAUAUAUAUUAGAGAGUUAUGCACUAAAUUGUUCACUACAAAUGUUUUAGUUAACUGACGUUUCCGAUUACACUCUUCUUUUGCACCUUGUUGCUACUUCACUAGUCUGGAUGUUGUUCAUAGUCAAUAUUCUCACCCCAGCCAUAUUUAGAAGGUUUUUUGUGCACCAUUUUGACUCGACAGAUUUACAGAGUAAGGGAUUGUUUUUUUUUUUUUUUAUUGUCAGGUUAUAUUUUCCUGUGCCUUUUAAAAACAUUAGACAGACC